AUGGCACUCGCAGAUAUUGACCAGUCGCCUUUCGAGCACCUGUUCGACCUAGACAUGCCCGCGUGCGCCGACGCUAGCGACAUUGACGCGGCAGUCGACUCGUUUCUCAAUCUCCCCGAUCCAGCCUUCUCCUGGCCCCCCUGCGACGACAAAGCCGCGGCCUCCAAUCCCGAGGCUCCAGUAGCCGCGAAGUCUCGUGGUAAGCCCGCCGGGAAGAGCGGCGGGAAGAGCGGGAAGGCGAAGGCGAGAAAGGCGGCGCAGCGCGCGACUCAAAAGCAGCUGCUCGCGGCAAUCAUGGAGGCCCUCGCCGAAUCAGACGACACCGACGAGCCGUCCUCGCCUGAAUCUGAAUCCCUUGCCCCCUCGCCCGCAAAGCGCGCCAAGCAGGCUCCCGGCGAUGUCGCAGCAUCCCGCCGGCUGCCGCAAUUGGACAGUCUGAGCAACAGCAGCCCAGCAAGCAGUGGUAACCCGUCGUCCGCGCUUCUCGAUUCGUUUCUCGGUCAGCUGCCGCAGGUCGACAUGCACCUCGACGCGAUUAUCGCCUCACUUGACGGGCCGGCAGCCGACGCGGCGCAGCCGGCGGCGGGUCAGACGGGGAGCAGCAGCGCAGCCGUGGGGCAGGUGCGGGCCGCAGGUAACAACUGCGACGCGGAGAGGGUUCUUAUGCGCAGCAGCAGCACCAGUACGCCCGUUGCCCCUACCGCAGCCGUGGACGGAAGUGAGGCGGAGGUUUCCCGCCAGUUGCGCCGCGCGCUUGGCGCGGCCAUCCUCCGCAGUGAACCGUGCCCCGCGCCCGCUGCUUUUGCCGCUCCCGCGCCUCCUGCGGCUGCGCUGCCAGUGCUUAGCCAUGCCGCCCAGGUCGGCAGGACCCUCGCCCAUCACGGUCCGCUGCAGAUGCCCAUUCGCCUGCCCACCGCCAAUGGCGCGGCUCCCUCUGCGCCUUCCGCUGCGCAUGCGCCACUAGCUAUGUCCGCGCGUGAAGCAGCAGCGUGCAUGCAGAAUGACAAUUCAGAUGAUGACAUGGCGGGUUUUGGCGGAAGUCCCGCAUGCGGGGGCGCCAAUGGAGCGGCAGAUGACGUGGACGACUGGAUGCCUCGCAGCCGCGGGCGCAAGGACCGGCAGGUGGCGGGCGGGCGCAUCAAGGCGCGGAGCAUGGCGGAGAGGCAGAGGCGGGAGAGGAUCAGCGAGGGGCUGCAGAAGCUGCGGAUGGUGGUGCGCGGGCAUGGGGACACAGCCACCAUGCUUGACAAUGCUGUUGCUUACGUGGACGCAUUGCAGCGGAGAGUGAGCGCGUUGGAGACCACUCUGCUGCUGCACAAGGCGUCGUGCAAACACCCUGGGCAGACCGAUUGCGCCUUGGCCUCACCUGGCGAAUCAGCUGAGCUGUUGUAA
This is a messenger RNA of Closterium sp. Yama58-4, 1392 nucleotides long. NCBI's taxonomy places the organism in Eukaryota, Viridiplantae, Streptophyta, Zygnematophyceae, Desmidiales, Closteriaceae. The record is from the annotation of a GenBank genome assembly.